Molecule: messenger RNA, 2185 nt
Organism: Patella vulgata (common limpet)
Lineage: Eukaryota; Metazoa; Mollusca; Gastropoda; Patellidae
Product: poly [ADP-ribose] polymerase 2-like
Exons: 17
Coding region: 131-2185 (684 amino acids)
Molecular function (GO): zinc ion binding; NAD+ poly-ADP-ribosyltransferase activity
Source: RefSeq, a predicted model, not a curated record
CGGCAUAAACAAGUCCAUCAAAAAAGGCUCAUGCGAUUACUCAGUUUCUGUAUUUGUAUUUACUUUGUCAGCAAUUAAGUUAUAUUUCAUUGUGAGCAGCGGUAUCGUCAGAAUAUAAGCAUUCUUCAACAUGCCACGAAGAAAAGCUCCAGGUAAAAUAAAGGAUGAGCCAGAGGAGGAAGAUACACCAGUAUUAAAAAGACAGAAAACUGACUCCACAUGUACGAAAGAGGUACAAUGGGAAUGGGAGGACAAUGGAAGCGUUUGGACACCAUUAGCACCUGAUGUCAAUACAAAAGUCAAUAAUGCCUAUUUAAAGGGCUUGAAAAAGAUUGAAUUAGAUGUUGUACCAGGGGUUACUAUGAUAUACAUGUUUAAUGAAGGUUUACAGAAAAAUAAGCGUACUGGUUAUAGCCGACGUAUUAGAGUAGGAAUUAAAGAUGACUCAGAUAAAGAUUACUAUGUCUGGCAAUUUCAAGACAAGAAUAAAAAGUGGAAUCCUUACUCUGUUGAAGCGAAUAUGAAAUUAACAGAAGCUUAUAAAGAUGACAAUACAAGUACAAUUACACACAAAGAUGCCAAAUAUCAUUUUACAGUUGACCUUAAGAAGUUAACUCAUAUCUGUAAAAACACAGGCUACAUUUGUAAUGUUGAAAGAACAAAAUUAUUACCAGUGCUAAAAACCGAGGUGAAUGAAGAAAGUUCAACUUCAAAUGGAGCAGGUGAUGCACCAGCUGCUAAAAGUGGUCGUGGAAAAUCUACUGCAAAGUCAGCAUCAAAAUCAGGAAAAUCUGGUGGAAAACUUAAAAAUGAUGUGGAAGAAGGUGAAACAAAAUCUGUUGUUAGGAAAAUAGUGAAAAAGGGAGAAGCUCCGGUUGAUGCAGAUUGUCCAAUAGGUGAAAAAGCACAUGUAUUAUCAGAAGGCAAAAUUAUAUGGGAUUGUAUGUUAAAUCAAACAAACCUUGGUAACAAUAACAACAAAUAUUAUCUGAUUCAACUGUUAGAAGAAGAUAACAAGAAGUCAUAUCACGUGUGGCAACGAUGGGGUCGUGUAGGAUACAAGGGACAAAAUAAUCUUGUACCCACUCUUGGAGAUUUAGAUAAAGCUAAGAAUCUUUUCUGCAAAAAAUUUCGUGACAAGACUUCUAAUGAUUGGAGUGACAGAGAUAACUUUGAAAAAGUUGCAGGAAAAUAUGAUUUGUUAGCCAUGGAUUAUAAUCCAAAGGAAGAAGAUGAAGUAGAUGCCCCAUCUUUAAAAACAGAGAAGUCUGAUACUAAAUAUCCAGAUUCCAAAAUAGCUAAACCUGUUCAGGAUCUUGUAAAUCUUAUAUGUGAUAUUAAAUCUAUGGAAGAAGCUGUUAUUGAGAUGAAAUAUGAUGCUAAGAAGGCUCCUUUAGGUAAAUUAACAGCAGCUCAGAUAAAGGCAGGCUACUCUGCUUUAAAAGCAAUAGAGACAUUAAUAGAUAAAAAUAAGUUUGGUCAAGAACUAGUUCAAGCUUGUGAUGCAUUUUAUACCAGAAUUCCACAUAAUUUUGGUAUGAGACAACCUCCAACCAUCAAAACUAAGCCUCAAGUUAAAGAAAAAUUACAGUUGUUAGAGGCAUUAGGCGAUAUUGAAAUAGCUAUAAAAAUAUUAAAAUCUGGUGACAUGAGUGAAAAUCCCAUUGAUCGUCAUUAUCAUUCAUUAAAAUGUGAUUUGGGUGUGCUGGAUAAAACUCAUCCUGAUUUUAAGAUAUGUGAACAAUAUCUACUAACAACCCAUGCUGCCACACAUAACCAGUAUAAGAUGGAGUUAUUAGAUGUAUUUACUUGUAUCAAAGAUGGGGAAUUUGUUGAUCAUGGAAACAGGGUUUUAUUAUGGCAUGGAUCCCGUCUAACUAAUUGGGUUGGUAUAUUAAGUCAAGGUUUACGUAUUGCUCCACCAGAAGCUCCUGUUACAGGUUACAUGUUUGGUAAAGGAGUUUAUUUUGCUGACAUGUCAAGUAAAAGUGCCAACUAUUGUUUUACAUCUAAAGCAAAAAAUAUUGGAUUACUUUUACUAUGUGAGGUAUCUCUAGGUAAUGUUAAUACAUUAUUAAAUGCUGAUUAUACUGCUGAUAAACUACCUAAAGGUAAACAUAGUGUAUUAGGUGCUGGUAGAGUGGCUCCUGAUCCUAAAUCUAAAGUUGUCAUUAUUAUUUUAUAG